This is a messenger RNA of Clarias gariepinus (North African catfish), 1841 nucleotides long. RefSeq names its product biotinidase (gene btd). Lineage: Eukaryota; Metazoa; Chordata; Actinopteri; Siluriformes; Clariidae. The transcript is spliced from 3 exons. The record is from RefSeq and is a predicted model, not a curated record. Gene Ontology annotation, molecular function: hydrolase activity, acting on carbon-nitrogen (but not peptide) bonds, in linear amides. The coding region runs from base 210 to 1787 and encodes 525 amino acids.
CGCAUAUUCUAGGCGAUGUAGUACUAUAUAAUAGAGUAGUACUAUUACACAGUGACAUGCUGUGUAACGCAUCUGAGCCUUGCAUUAAAACAGUUUUAAUACUUCGGUUCUAAAGCGUCACUUCCGAGCUGAAUGUUUGGAAUGGCCAAAAAAAGACCAAAGUUCACAAAGUUGACCGUUGACCUCACAGCAUACAGGAUAGCUCAGUCAUGGCGCUGUGCGAGUGCACUGUGGUUGUUUUGGUCGCCUGGUUCACCAGGAUUCACCUCACCAUAGCGCAGGAGGAGUUGUUUUACACGGCAGCAGUGUAUGAGCACAGAGUUCACCUGAACCCGGACCCGAAGGUGGUCGUGGGACGGAACGCCGCGCUGCAGCAUAUGAACCAGAACCUGGAGGUGUUUGAGAGACAGGCGACGGCCGCUGCAGAGCAGGGAGCUCAGAUUCUGGUGUUUCCAGAGGACGGCAUCCACGGAUUCAACUUCACCAGAGCAUCUAUAGCUGCAUACCUGGAGACGGUGCCAGAUCCUGGAGCAGUGAAGUGGAGCCCAUGUGCAGAUCCUGACAGAUUCCAAAACACAGAGGUCCUGCAGCGUUUGAGCUGCAUGGCUCAGAAGAAUAGUCUCUUCCUGGUGGCCAACAUGCCUGACUGCCAGCCUUGUAACAGCUCAGUCGACCCUUUAUGUCCAGCUGACGGCCGCUAUCAGUUUAACACCAACGUCGUUUUUAGUGACAACGGCACCAUCGUGGCGAGGUACCACAAACAGAAUCUGUACUUCGAGGCGGAAUUCGACACCCCUCCCAAGUGCGAGUAUGUGACGUUCACUACUCCGUUCGCCGGACGCUUUGGGGUGUUUACCUGUUUUGAUAUAUUAUUCCGGGAUCCAGCUGUGACCCUGGUGGAGGACAUGGGCAUCAGACAGUUUGUGUUCCCGACAGCUUGGAUGAACCAGCUCCCCCUGCUGGCCGCUGUGCAGUUCCAUCGUUCUUUCUCUUAUUCAGCUGGUGUCACUUUGCUGGCUGCAAACCUCCGCUCAGCGGCUUUUGGUAUGACAGGAAGUGGGAUUUAUACACCCUGGCAUGCGCUUUAUCAUCACGACAUCAGUAAGAACGAGGUUGGAAAACUGCUGGUGCUUAGAGUGCCGGUCUUGGAUCCUUUACUGCUAGGGGACGCUCCAGAGAGGGCUAGUUUAAAAUUAGUGCCCUUCUCCGGCUUUCCCAGAGUGGAUAUAGGAAAGGAACUAGAGGUUAGACAUUUCCAGAUAGGAUCAGACUCAGAAUUUUGCCUAAAAGAGGAUCUCAGUUGUAAUAAAUCGUCCUCUCCAUUUACCUCCACGAUGAUGUAUGAUAAAUUCACCCUAGUGUUACUACAUGGCAAAGAAGGGAACCUCACAGCAUGUGAUGGCUCAUUCUGCUGCCACUUGCUCUUCCAGAGGAUGAAUUCCACCUCUGAAGAAGAGAUGUAUGCCCUGGGGGCUUUUAAAGGCCUCCAUGGUGUCCAUGGGACAUACUACCUGGAGGUGUGUGCUUUAGUGCGAUGCACAGGGCUUCAUCAGGAAAGCUGUGGAGGAGAGACAGAGUAUGCGCACACGCUAAUCGACUUUCACCUGCAUGGCACAUUCAGUACCAAACACGUGUACGCUAGUGUGCUGGGGAGUGGGAUGAUUCUGGAACGACCGGAUGAAUCAGGCUGGGAUAGCGACAGGUUUUAUAUGAGCCGGAGAGGAAUGAGCAGCGGCCUAGUGACCGCAGUGCUUUAUGGGAGAGUCUAUGAGAAAGAUAGUGAAUAAAGUCACGCACUCAGUUCUCUUUCAGUAUUGUAUCCAUGUUACAAAAAAUUUGCA